Molecule: messenger RNA, 3338 nt
Organism: Papaver somniferum (opium poppy)
Lineage: Eukaryota; Viridiplantae; Streptophyta; Magnoliopsida; Ranunculales; Papaveraceae
Exons: 10
Coding region: 99-3299 (1066 amino acids)
Molecular function (GO): protein binding
Source: RefSeq, a predicted model, not a curated record
GGUAUAUAUUUAGGUUUACGUUGACAGGUUCAUCAUAGGAGACUAGUUAAACAGUUUUCAGAAGCAGUGGAGAUUCAGCUUCGUUCUUCAUCUUGGUGAUGGCGACUAUGGCGACGGCAAAGGAAAACUCAGAUAUAUUUGCAGCUCCUAAUGAUCUUCUUGCAUCAACAAAUGACAAAACUUACAAAGCUUGGAAAGAAUAUAUGGAGGUUAACUUGAAACGGAGAGAUCUACUGGAACCCUGCAUUUCUAAGCCUUACCAUAUGAAUACUUAUAAAUUGCGCGAUAAUUCUAUCAAAAAGAAAAAUAAAUUUCCCAAUGAUAGUAGUGGUAUCCCUGCUCUGAAAUCUUUCAGCACCGAACUGAAUAGAGACAAGAAUGCUCUUGAAGCCAUACAAAAGUCAUGUGGACCGGAGAUGUUGCCGCUUAUUCGCUACGCCGAGUUUGCGAGCGAAGCUUGGACAUGGUUAGAAGAAGCAGCAAAAGAUGAUAAAAAAGAUUGGUACAAUGAGAUGGUAGAAACUGCAGCAAAGUCAAGAGCAAAUCUAGAAAAUGUCCCAGAAGUUAAUAAAGUUCUAACUAAGCGGAACCACGCAAAAUGGAUAGAGUAUAUGGAGAAUGAAUUGACAAGUAAACAUCUUUGGAACGUUGUGAAUGGAACUGAUAGAAAGGGAUCACGAGGUUACAAGUUGAAAAAUCGUAAUGCCUUGGUCACCAUAAAACUAUCAUGUGGUAAAGAUAUGAUUGAUGACAUUUACGCCGAAGGAAACGCCUAUGAUGCUUGGCGCAGGAUAGAGAACAAAAUAGUAGCUUGGCGCAAGUCAGAGGGAAUACGAGGAGCAGCUACUAUUCAAAGAACAGUUUGUAUAUCGACCACUGAUUACAAAAGUUGGAAAGGGGAUAUGCAAAAAUACUUGAAAACUGAAGGUCUGUGGGGAUUUCUUGACAAGGAUAACAAAUUAGAUGAUGCUGAAGAUGAAAAAGCUCUUGAUGCAAUAAAACUUCAUUGCCCACUGCAUAUGCAGAAAUUCAUUUGGUACGUGGAUUGCGCGGAAAAUGCUUGGAAGGAGUUGGAAGCAGAAGAAGAUGAAUUCACAGAAGUUCAUCAUGGAGCACAUGAUGCUGAGCACACCAUUCCAGAAUCUUAUAGAGUUCUAACACGAAGCAAUUACAAUGAAUGGAGCUCGCACAUCAAACUACGUUUACAACGACUGCGACUUUGGAGCGUUUUAAACAAUCCUAAAGACGACUCUAUUAAGUCAAUUUCCGAGAUUAAAAAAGCUUGUGCCCUUAGAAUCAUUAAAGAGGCAUGCGGGCGAGAUAUGCUAUCUUGCAUUUUUUAUGAAAAAUCUGCAUACGAAGCUUGGAAAGGUUUGGAAAAGGCUGCAUCUCGGAGGGAAAAGGAUGUAUAUUUGAGGCAUCCACAUCUAGUCCACGCCGUCAAAAUAGAUAGAUUUGUGCCAGAGAAACAAAACACAAAUAAAGAAUCUUGGAGGGGUGCAAAAUUAUUUUUUCGAGAUUUCCCAGAAGCACUGACUGCUGAAAUAACAAGUGAUGGAUCCACAACUCUUCAUGCCGCUGUUCGGUUAGGCAGAGGUGAUUUCGUGACAGAGCUACUAAAAUUGAUGAGUCCAGCACAAUUAGAAGCAACAACACACAACGGUAAUACUGCCCUGUCAUUUGCAGCCAAAGGUUACAAUAACUUAGAAAUUGUCAAGAUGAUGGCAGAAAAGAACCCGUACUUGCUGCAAAUUGAGAACAAAGAGGAACACAGCGCACUUGCUAUUGCUGCAAUCAACGGAGACGAGACGGUAUUUCGUUAUCUUUACAGCGUAACGCCCAAAGAAAUGUUAUGGCAGUCUGGAAGUAUUGGAAAACGUAUUUCUAACUUACUUACUUCUGCGGCAAGAAUUGAUGCUUUUGAUGUGGUUUUGAAUCUACUAGAAGAACUCUUUGAAGAGAACUUAGCAGAAUUUGUUUUUAGUCGAGACGCCAACGGAACGAACCUUUUGACUGUAUUAGCAGGAAAGCCGUCUUCCUUCCCAAGUGGAAAUAAAUUCGGACCUAUCGGAGGAUUGAUAUAUUGGUUGGCUGGAGUAACCAAGCUUGAUGGAAUAUUGUUGAAAGCUCUCAAAGCAAUAGUUCCAUGUAUAAAAGUAGAACCACUUCAUAGUAGGGUUCAACAUCGUCAAACCGUCAAAAUAGUGGAGCUUAUUCGUCCCUUGGUUUGCGACUACAAACCUGACAAACUCGAAGAAUCAUUAAUAAAUGAUGCAAUUCAUUUAUCAACUAUUCAUGGCAUUAUAGAGAUAUUCAAAGCUCUGUUUAGCACCAAUCUAUAUCUAGAAGAUGUCAAAGAUAACGAGGAAAGAGGAUUAUUUCAAAUUGCUAUAGUAUCACGUCAAGAAACCAUUUUCGAAUACAUAUCUGAUUUGGGUCAGAGAAAUCAGAACAUUGCUCUUCUGGAUAGUGUUGGUAACAACACCUUGCAUUGUGCUGGACUUUGGUUGCAAUCACCUCAUCUAGAUAAAGCACAUGGCCCUGCUAGAUUUUGGAUGCAACCACGGCAGCUAGAUAAAGCACACGGCCCUGCUCUUCAGAUGCAGCGGGAGAUACAGUGGUUCGAGGAGGUCGAGAGAGUGGUUCCACCUAGAUACAGAGAGGCGAAGAACGAUGAUAAGAUAACACCUAAAGAUCUAUUCUCACUCCAUCACAAAGGCUUAGCCGAACAAGGGGAAAAGUGGAUGAAAGAUACGUCACAUGCAUGUAUGCUAGUCACGACUCUUAUUGCCACGGUCAUGUUCGCCGCUGCUUUUACGCUACCUGGUGGCAGCGAUCAGAAUACAGGCCGCUCUUUGAUUGCAACAUCAGCGGCUUUUAAGGUCUUCGUAGUUUGUGAUGCUGUUUCACUUUUUUCCUCGUGCACAUCUGUUUUGAUGUUCUUCUCUAUAUUAACAGCACGCUUCGCUGAACGCGAUUUCUUGAUAUCUUUACCCCGAAAGUUAAUAUUAGGUCUCUCCACCCUCUUCAUCUCAAUUGCUACUAUGAUGGCGACUUUCGCAGCAACCCUCGUUAUUGUUCUUCGUGGAGAAGCUUCUUGGGUGUAUAUUCCGGUGUCUGUCUUAGCAUCCAUCCCGGUUCUCUUAUUUGGUUUGUUACAGCUUCCACUGUUUUACCACAUUGUCAAGUCUACGUAUGGCCGUGAUAUUCAUCGUUGGAUUAGAUUUACUUUCUCCUUUCUUUGUUGUAGGAAAAGAGUUUCUUCAUCCCCUCUUAUUUGUAUUACUUGUUGUCAGUGAUGACGGUGAAGUUAAAUUUUCGUAUCAUUGAGAUCUACU